Messenger RNA from Sesamum indicum (sesame), 1028 nucleotides. Its product is annotated as histone H3.2. The record is from RefSeq and is a predicted model, not a curated record. Gene Ontology annotation, molecular function: structural constituent of chromatin; DNA binding; protein heterodimerization activity. Gene Ontology annotation, cellular component: nucleosome. Lineage: Eukaryota; Viridiplantae; Streptophyta; Magnoliopsida; Lamiales; Pedaliaceae.
GAGAAUAAUAAGCAUGGGAAGAAACGCAUAAAGGGAAGGGUACCACUCCACUCCACUCCACCACCAUCUAUGAUCUAUCUAUCAACAAUUCAACAUUCCUCUUCUCAAUCAAUUCAACAGCAUAAUUUAAGUGGAGAUUAUAUGCACUCCCAUCUUCAUCCUUAACCAUAACAAUCAUCUUAUAAUGUUUUAAACAUCCCAUCACCCCUUUCCUCAAACAUCCAAUCCAAUUCUUGUAACAUCAUCCAACGCUCCAAAACCCUCUUUAACAAAUACAACGAAUCGCCACGUCAACAAUCCGUGGAUACUCAUUAACCAAUCCCCAGGAUCACUCCCUAUUCUCCCUCACACUAGAAACAAGAAAUCUCAUUCCUCAUCCCGCCAUAAUUUUCAAAGUAUUCGCCCAAACCCUGCUGCCAUUCAAGCUUUCAUUUGCUCAAACCCUUCACUCCUCUUCUUAUUUUGCACUAGCCAAGAAAACCCAAGUCCUUACACAUGGCUCGUACUAAGCAAACUGCUCGCAAGUCCACGGGAGGCAAGGCCCCGCGCAAGCAACUCGCCACCAAAGCCGCCAGAAAAUCUGCCCCUGCCACCGGUGGAGUGAAAAAGCCCCACCGCUUCCGCCCUGGAACCGUUGCCCUCCGUGAAAUCCGAAAGUAUCAGAAAUCCACUGAACUACUCAUACGAAAGCUGCCGUUUCAGAGGCUUGUUCGUGAGAUUGCACAGGAUUUCAAGACCGAUCUGAGGUUCCAGAGCUCUGCUGUGGCGGCACUGCAGGAGGCGGCGGAGGCUUACCUGGUUGGGUUGUUUGAGGAUACUAAUCUCUGUGCUAUUCAUGCAAAGAGAGUCACGAUUAUGCCCAAGGAUAUCCAGUUGGCAGGGAGGAUUAGGGGUGAGCGAGCAUAGUUGUAGUUCUGGGGUUCAAUUGGGUGAGGUUGCAGGGUGAGUGUACGCAUACUAAUGGAUUAGGUUAUUGUUUUAGUGAACAUGUAAUAUGGUUUAAUGAAAACUUAGUUGUUUUAGCUCAA